Myotis davidii is the source of this 319-nucleotide messenger RNA. RefSeq names its product gamma-tubulin complex component 5-like. Lineage: Eukaryota; Metazoa; Chordata; Mammalia; Chiroptera; Vespertilionidae. The transcript is spliced from 3 exons. The record is from RefSeq and is a predicted model, not a curated record. The annotation marks the transcript as partial.
UUAAAGACAGAUGUGCAUUAUUCCAUACUGUCACUUCUCCUAUGUCUUUCUGACUCUCCUUCAAACAGCAAUUACGUGGAAAUGCCAAGAGAUAAAGAAGUGGAAAAGAAAGAUGAUUUUGACUGGGGGAAAUACUUAAUGGAAGGUGAAGAAAUUGACCUUAGUCCAAAUAUAGACACACCGAAUUGGUCUGAAGAAAGUGAGGAUGAAGAUGAUACACAGCCCUGGAGCAGAGAGGAUUCUGGAAUUCAGGUGGAUAGGACACCAUUAGAGGAACAAGGUCACAACAGAAAGCCAGGGCCAUGUGUCAGCUGGAAAG